UGAACCAUUACAUUCAAAGAGAGUGAAGGAUGUGGUGCAAUAAUGUAUCAAAAGAGAUUGGACCCCGUGGAUUUUAAACCAAGAACUCAUAGUUUGAAGCUAGGCCACUCUUCUUGCAUGAACUUUAUCCGUUUGGCUUUAAAAUAUAUACAGAAUCCAAAUAAUCCACACUAAUUUUCAGUGGCUCUCUUGGUAUUUGCGUUCCCAUAGUGCCACGUGAUAUAUGAUAUAUCUUUUGGCUAAGACGAAAAAAAAAACUCCGGAUUUUUGUCAGGAACACAUAAAACAGUCACAACUUGGGCGUGCGUAUCUCUGUGCUUAACACAUGAACUGAGCUAGCUAUAGCCUCUCGCGCGGAUAAAAACUCCAAACCCAGUUCACAGGGGUAACAUCUGUGAGAAGGUUACUACUUCAUCAUGUCUCCCAGGGCAUUAGACUAUGAGUCGCUGAAUGAAAACGUGAAGAGGGCCCAAUAUGCUGUUAGAGGGGAACUGUAUCUUCGUGCUUCUGAGCUUCAGAAAGAAGGGAAGAAGAUUAUUUUCACAAAUGUUGGUAAUCCUCAUGCAUUAGGACAGAAGCCGCUGACCUUUCCUCGCCAGGUGGUUGCUCUUUGCCAAGCUCCAUUUCUACUAGAUGAUCCGAAUGUUGGGCUGCUUUUUCCUGCUGAUGCAAUUGCAAAAGCAAAACAUUAUCUUUCAUUGACUACGGGUGGUCUUGGUGCUUACAGCGACUCCCGAGGACUUCCAGGAGUAAGGAAGGAAGUGGCAGAGUUCAUUGAAAGGCGUGAUGGUUAUCCAAGUGACCCAGAACUCAUAUAUCUCACGGAUGGUGCCAGCAAAGGUGUGAUGCAGAUCUUGAAUACUGUCAUCCGUGGUGCAGGGGAUGGGGUUUUGGUUCCAGUACCCCAAUACCCACUUUACUCAGCUGCAAUCUCUCUAUUUGGUGGUUCUCUUGUCCCAUAUUUCCUAGAGGAGACAGAAAAUUGGGGCCUUGAUGUCAAUAACCUUCGCCAGUCAGUUGCUGAGGCUCGCUUUAAAGGAAUAACUGUAAGGGCUAUGGUGAUUAUAAAUCCUGGGAACCCCACUGGUCAGUGUCUUAGUGAAGCUAAUUUGAGAGAAAUACUGAAGUACUGUAACCAGGAAAACUUAGUUUUGCUUGGAGAUGAGGUCUAUCAGCAGAACAUAUACCAGGAUGAGCGCCCUUUUAUUAGUGCUAAAAAGGUUUUGAUGGAUAUGGGGCCGCCUAUAAGCAAGGAGCUCCAGCUUGUCUCUUUCCAUACUGUGUCCAAAGGAUAUUGGGGUGAAUGUGGACAGCGGGGUGGUUACUUUGAGAUGACUAACAUUCCUCCCAAGACAGUUGAUGAGAUCUAUAAAGUUGCAUCCAUAUCACUCAGUCCAAAUGUCCCUGCACAGAUAUUUAUGGGCCUGAUGGUGAACCCACCCAAACCUGGCGAUAUUUCAUAUGAUCAGUUUGUUAGGGAAAGCAAAGGAAUUAUUGAAUCGCUUAGGAGAAGAGCAAGAAUAAUGACUGAUGGAUUUAAUAGCUGCAGAAAUGUGGUUUGUAAUUUCACUGAAGGUGCCAUGUAUUCAUUCCCUCAAAUACGCUUGCCACCAAGAGCAAUAGAGGCUGCCAAAAGGGCUGGAAAAGUUCCUGAUGUUUUCUACUGUCUCAAGCUUUUGGAAGCCACUGGCAUUUCAACCGUCCCUGGCUCCGGAUUUGGACAAAAAGAAGGGGUCUUCCACUUGAGGACAACCAUCUUACCAGCUGAAGAGGAAAUGCCUGAAAUCAUGAACAGUUACAAGAAAUUUAAUGAUGAGUUUAUGGAGCAAUAUGAAGAUCAUAGAGGUUACUCAAGGAUGUAAAGGGAUGCUUCAAAUGUCUAAAUUUGUAUCAUAUUUUUGGCUAUCACAAGCCAUUUGAUGUAUACUCCCCAAACUUUAAUCAUUUUCUCUCUACUUGGGCUAUAAACUUCAUGCUGUUGAAGAUAAUUCUUUGCACUUCCUAGAUUCCUGUGUAAACUUACAUACAAUCUCUCUUAUGAAUCUUGUUCCUUUUGAACCCCAAUAAAAUGUCAUAAAAUAGUGCUUCUUUAA
Quercus robur (English oak) is the source of this 2093-nucleotide messenger RNA. RefSeq names its product glutamate--glyoxylate aminotransferase 2. Gene Ontology annotation, biological process: biosynthetic process; photorespiration. The coding region runs from base 417 to 1862 and encodes 481 amino acids. Gene Ontology annotation, molecular function: glycine:2-oxoglutarate transaminase activity; L-alanine:glyoxylate transaminase activity; pyridoxal phosphate binding. The transcript is spliced from 14 exons. The record is from RefSeq and is a predicted model, not a curated record. NCBI's taxonomy places the organism in Eukaryota, Viridiplantae, Streptophyta, Magnoliopsida, Fagales, Fagaceae.